AUGGCCACUCCGUGGCUGCUUCUGCUCUACCUCUUCGACAUCACCCUUUGUCUGGUACCUUCACUAAGACCGGACAAGGAGUGGUCUCUUAAUCAGGCAGUCCGCAUGCGCACAGUCAGGCUGGUGCUCUUAUACUGGUCACGGACUCGCUGGGGUGACCGCUUGAGGCUGGAGCCUGGUCGCGAGCGGGACAGAUUUGAGAUCAUCCAUCCAUCCCCAUCAAAACUGUACAGGGCGCCGCUGGAUGAUCCCUUCAUACGCCCGGCCACCAUCGGCGGAACAUGGACACCAGCCAGACCAAACACUGAAAAAUUAGGCGCCGGCACCACUUUUGUGCUGCACUUUCAUGGCGGAGGCUUUGUGAUUGGCGAUGGCCGCGAUCACGACACUGGCCUGCUGGCCCAGUGCCUUUUACGGAACCUCAAAUGUGACUUUGUCUUCACGCCACAGUACAGGUUGUCGAGCAGCAAAGGCGGAGAGUUUCCGGCACCGAUCCAGGAUGCCCUUACUUCCUAUCUCCAUCUUAUCAGAGAUCUAUCCAUUCCGGCUGAUCAGAUUAUCCUGUCGGGCGACUCUGCCGGAGGCAAUAUGGUCCUUGGUCUGAUGAGAUACAUCAGUGACUACGGGAAGGAGCUCAAUAUCCCCUCCCCUCGGGCUCUUACUUUGUGGUCGCCGUGGGUGGCUGUUGACUCGGCCUUGACCCAGGAUAUUCUCUUAUCGCCCAACCAUCUAUCAGACUAUAUAAACGCCGAAUUUGGCCGUUGGGGUGCCAUUGCGGUGUCAGGGUCUGGUUUGAUUGAUACUACUGGCCCAUACCUUUCUCCACUGAAGCAUCCGUUCACUCUGGAUCCUUCGAUUCCUGUGUUUGUGCACGCCGGAGAGCGAGAAGUUCUUUUGCAUGAUAUAAGCGAGUUCUCUAGGUGUUUCCGGACCCACGGCUGGUCUCUUUCUUAUCAUGUAUCCAAGGGAUGUCCUCACGAUAUCCUAUUGCUGGGAUCACGUAUUGGGUUCGCUCGGCAAGCUCAAGAAGCUGUGAAACACGCAAACAACUUUUUGUCGAAGCUCACGCUGCCGCAGACUCCGGUAGCACGGUUCAAGGAGGAUGUCACGAAUUGA
Molecule: messenger RNA, 1116 nt
Organism: Pestalotiopsis fici W106-1
Lineage: Eukaryota; Fungi; Ascomycota; Sordariomycetes; Amphisphaeriales; Sporocadaceae
Exons: 1
Coding region: 1-1116 (371 amino acids)
Molecular function (GO): hydrolase activity
Source: RefSeq, a predicted model, not a curated record